CCGCGAGGACGGGUCCCUCAGCAACCAGUCUCAGCCCCGGUGGAUAUUUCGUUGAACUGGUCGUGCGGAACUGUUUCAUACCAUGUUUAGAUAGCAUUGUGCAGUCCAUUUGGAUAAACCUACAACAGAAAAGAUGCUGACCCGACCUAAUCAGCUGUUGCUGUAUUUACACUCUGUCACCACAAUAGCGAUGCUGAUCACAGCCCAGCUCUCGUUAGCAGGGCAGGGACGAGUAGUUGCAGUAAACGCCACCGCAGGGAGUAGCGCUGCAAUCAUCCACCCUGUCCCUGAUUUGAGCGGAUUUUGGUCUUACAACGAAUCAGAUCUGAGCAAAUAUGAGGACUUUGACCACUCAAAGUUCCUUGAGGAGCUCCCAGGUGUCCAAAUAGAGGAGCCAGUGACGGGGUCAACUACUCGUGCCCCUUGGCUUCCCUUGAAACCCCCCUCGCCUAGGACUACGCCCCCUCGGCUCACGUCGUUCGACCUUCCGGUGUUCGACAACGGUCAAAUCACCAAUGUGUCUACACAGCUUGGUGAUACGGCAUUCCUCAAUUGCCAGAUCAAGAACAUCCCUGACCACUCUGAAGUAUCUUGGGUACGGAGAAGGGAUUGGCACAUUCUCUCGUCAGGAACUACUACCUUUACCAAUGACGAGCGGUUCCAAGUGUUGCACUCUGACCACUCUGACAACUGGGACUUGCAAAUCAAGUUUGUCCAGAAAAGGGACAACGGUACCUACGAAUGCCAGGUAGCAACAGGCAAAGGUAUUAUCUCUCACUACUACAAUCUUCAUGUAGUGAUCCCAUCAGCUUAUAUUAUUGGGAGUGGCGAGUACCACAUCGGAGAGGGCAGCACAAUAAGUCUCGUCUGUAUCAUUGAAAACAGUCCCACGCCACCGCAGUAUGUGUUCUGGUACCACAAUGAGAGGAUGAUUAAUUACGACACAGUGAGAGGUGGUGUCACAGUCAGCACUGAACCCGGUCCCAAGACACAUAGUAGGUUGGUCGUCAGCAGAGCUACACACGGAGACUCUGGCAACUACACGUGCAGAGCUCCCAACACCGAGGAGGACACUAUCUACGUCUUUGUGUCUAAAGAAGGGGACAAUACGGCAGCCAUCCAGAGACAAGCAAGCUCAAAGACAUCUGGACUGUCAUGGCUACCUCCAGUGUGUGUGUUGUAUUCUUUGUUGCCUUUGUUUCUCUGCUGACUCGACUAACAGUGUAGGCAGGCUCCAAACCGUUUGCUGAUCCCUGGAUAUUUUACGUCUUAAGUAAACUUGCUGGUUAACUCAAACUUCAUAGGAAGUUUAACUAUGGGAUAUAAAAUCAGAGGCUUUAUUUUGGAAAAUAAUUUAUUUAUUUGUGUCUUCAAUUGUGUUUUACUUUGUAAUAAUACCCUAUUUAAUAACAUACAUGACUUUUAUUGCAGUUAUGUUUAGUUUCCGUUUCAUACCAAGAUGAAUAUUGUUAUUACAUAUUAGUGCUGUAUCUAUCCAUACUAAUAAAAUAACAUUUGUAAAUGCAAGUAAUAUACAAUGAUAGAGGGUUUAUA
Messenger RNA from Macrosteles quadrilineatus (aster leafhopper), 1554 nucleotides. RefSeq names its product hemicentin-1-like. The coding region runs from base 134 to 1210 and encodes 358 amino acids. Gene Ontology annotation, cellular component: neuron projection membrane. The transcript has 8 exons. Gene Ontology annotation, biological process: synapse organization. The record is from RefSeq and is a predicted model, not a curated record. NCBI's taxonomy places the organism in Eukaryota, Metazoa, Arthropoda, Insecta, Hemiptera, Cicadellidae.